This is a messenger RNA of Gossypium arboreum, 1125 nucleotides long. Its product is annotated as BEL1-like homeodomain protein 11. The record is from RefSeq and is a predicted model, not a curated record. Gene Ontology annotation, biological process: regulation of transcription by RNA polymerase II. Bases 151 to 1125 code for a protein of 324 amino acids. Gene Ontology annotation, molecular function: DNA-binding transcription factor activity, RNA polymerase II-specific; RNA polymerase II cis-regulatory region sequence-specific DNA binding. Lineage: Eukaryota; Viridiplantae; Streptophyta; Magnoliopsida; Malvales; Malvaceae. The transcript has 4 exons.
GCAUACAUGCAUACAUACAUAUUUCUCAUUUCAGUUUUGUCACAUGGAGUAGUCGACUCAGUGAGUCAUUGUCAUCUGAUACUGUAAUAAAAGUGUUCAUCAUUCUUCUUUUUUUCCUCACAGGCUAGUUUUCUUGAUUUUCUCUUAACAAUGGUGUCCUGGGAUUCGACUCCGAAUCUAACUAGUCGUAUGUUACACCAUUUUGAUGCUUAUAACACUGAGAUUAGCCACACAAGACACCUGAUGGACCUUCUCGGAGCACCUAACGACUCGUACCGUCACCACAGAACUCAAACUCUCUCGUUAUCACUCGGCUUUUGCAUGCUCGGUUCAUCGUUUCAUGGGGCAGAAGAUACAAGUGAUGACUACCCUUUUAUAGGCCAUCCAACUACGUAUGUUAUAGGGAACUGGAGGUACCUAAUACCAGCUCAAUCCCUCUUAAACGAACUCGUCAAUGUCGGAUUCAAAAAUAUCGACGAAACGCCAAAGCUUUCCUCCGAAUUCUUCAGAAGCAAGAUAGUACCAUCGCCCGAUGAACACGAACUUCACAUCACACUUACGAAGCUAAUUGGAUUACUUGAGGAGGUCGAAACCCAAUACGAGAAAUAUAACAACCAAAUGGAACAACUGGUUUCGUUAUUCGAAUCGAUUGUUGGUGUAGGAGCAGCAAGGUGUUACACUGCUUUGACAUUGCAAGCCAUGUGUAGACAUUUUGGCAAGCUUAGAGAUACCAUCUUGACUCGAAUAAAUCGCACUAGAACGAAUGUUCGGCACGAUUUGUCGAGAAUAAACCGAGGGUUGUCGCGGAUGAGCUUGUUUGAUAGAGGUUUUAGGCAUAGUAACACAUUGUGUGUUCAAAGACAAGUAUGGAGACCUGUUAGAGGAUUGCCUCAAACCUCUGUUGCAAUACUUCGGUCUUGGCUAUUCCAGCACUUCCUUCACCCGUAUCCAACAGACUCUGAGAAGCUAACGUUGUCAUCACAAACAGGGUUGACCAAGAACCAAGUAUCGAAUUGGUUUAUAAAUGCUCGAGUUCGGCUAUGGAAACCAAUGAUUGAAGAAAUAUACGAAAAGGAGCUUGCAGAUUCUCCACAACACGUCUCUCAUGAUCUUAUUGAGGGUUGA